GCGGGAAUGUUUGGACCUGACGGUUCCAACGAGUCGUGAUUGGUGGGAGAAGGCCGCAUUCUACCAGAUAUACCCACGAUCGUUCAUGGAUAGUGACGGUGAUGGUGUGGGAGAUCUGAACGGGAUCGCGUCGAAGCUACCGUACCUUAAAUCGAUCGGAGUGAAGGCAUUCUGGAUGUCACCAAUCUACAAGUCACCGAUGGUGGACUUUGGCUAUGACAUCUCCGACUUCCGGGACAUCCACGAGGAGUUCGGCACGAUGGCAGACUUCGCGCAGCUUGUCGAACAAGCACAUGCACUAGGGUUAAAGGUGAUCAUGGACUUUGUGCCGAAUCAUUCGAGCAACAUGCACGAGUGGUUUAUCAAGUCGGAGAAUCGGGAAGCGGGUUACGAGGACUACUACGUGUGGCAAGAUGGAAAAACCAAUCCGGCCGGUGGCCGCAACUUACCACCUAACAAUUGGAUUCAAGCAUUCCGUGGCAGUGCCUGGCAGUGGAGUGACAAACGGCAGCAGUACUACCUGCAUCAGUUCACCGUCGAACAGCCCGAUCUGAACUAUCGCAACCCAAAGGUGGUGCAAGAGAUGAUGGACGUGAUUACGUUCUGGUUGGAUCAGGGCGUGGAUGGGUUCCGCAUCGAUGCUGUUCCAACCCUGUACGAGGAUACGCAGCUGCGUGAUGAACCGGUAAGCGGACUAACAGAGGACACGGAGGACACCAACUAUCUGAGGCACAUCUACACGCAAGAUCUCCCUGAAACGGUCGAGAUGGUGUACGAGUGGAGGGCGCUAAUCGACAAGUACCAGCAGGAACAUGGCGGUGAAACGAGGGUCAUCAUGACGGAGGCCUACUCGUCGUUGGACGUCAUCAAGACGUACUACCACAGUACGAAUGGCACGUUGGGGUCUCACAUGCCGUUCAAUUUCCGUCUAAUCACCGAAGUAGAUCAAAACUCGAAAGCGUCCGACAUCGUCAAGGUGGUGCAGGAUUGGAUGAGCAUUCUGCCUGCCGGACAGGUCCCUAACUGGGUGUUGGGAAAUCACGAUCGUCCUCGCGUCGCUUCCCGGUUGGGUGUGGACAGGAUCGAUGCAUUGAACAUGCUUAUGCUCAGCUUAUCGGGAGCGAGUGUCACGUACCAGGGAGAAGAGAUCGGCAUGACGGACCUGUAUGCUGAAAAAUCACGAGAUCCCUGUCGAACUCCGUUCCAGUGGGACGACACGGCGAUGGCCGGGUUUACGACCGGUUCCAAAACGUGGCUACCCGUCGGACCUCUGUACAGAGAAGUGAACGUUCGUUUACAGGAGCAGGCGGACAAGAGCCAUCUGAAGGUGUAUCGGUCGAUGAUGGAGCUUCGAAAGACAAAAACCUUCCAGCUGGGAACGGUUAAAGCGAUCGCACUGAAGGAUACCGUGUUGGCGGUGGUUCGCGAACUGACGAACUACAGUACCUACAUCACGCUCGCUAACCUUGGCGAUCAGCUCGAGGUGGUCAGUGGUGUGGCGCUAGCUGAUUCCCUUCCCGAUAGGUUGUACUUCGAUGUCGUGAGUGUCGGAUCGCACAACAUUCGGGGUGGUGCUUUGGCAACGAAGGAUAUAGUGCUGUUGCCAUACGAAACGUUCGUAUUGAAAGCACGUGUUGCGCCAGUUGAAAAGGUAUACACAUCGAUUUGUGAAACUUGGUUUGUAUGAACAGAUCUAAACUUCCUAAUAAAAGAACAUAAAGCGAAGCUUUAAGAGUAGCUAAAAUAAGUUGCAAGUUUAAUUUUUGAAUU
Messenger RNA from Anopheles nili, 1770 nucleotides. Its product is annotated as maltase 1-like. Gene Ontology annotation, biological process: carbohydrate metabolic process. The transcript is spliced from 5 exons. NCBI's taxonomy places the organism in Eukaryota, Metazoa, Arthropoda, Insecta, Diptera, Culicidae. The record is from RefSeq and is a predicted model, not a curated record. Bases 86 to 1687 code for a protein of 533 amino acids.